Effrenium voratum is the source of this 1185-nucleotide messenger RNA. Lineage: Eukaryota; Dinophyceae; Suessiales; Symbiodiniaceae. The record is from the annotation of a GenBank genome assembly.
AUGGGCAACCUGCCCAUGGACCGGAUGCUGACCAGGUUCGGGGUGGAGGCGAUGCUGAACAGCGGCCUGCUCUUGCUCGCAGUGGCCUCGGUGGGCUUCGGCCUCUCCGACUCCGUGGCAGGCUGGAUGUUCUGGCGGUCCCUGCAGGGCCUGGCCACCGCUCCCAUCUACACCUCCAUCAGCACGCGCCUGGCGCGAAGCUUCACGGGCGAAGGGGAGUUCAACCGAGUGGUGGGGCUGCAGGAGGUGUGUGGCAACGUGGGGGUCACCAUCGGCCCUUUUCUGGGCGGAACGCUGUUCCAGCACGGAGGCUUCUUUCUGCCUUUCGCGGUGAGCGCAGUUCUGCAUGUGAUCUUCCUACUGGUCACGCUUUGGCAGGACACGAGGCGGUCCCAGGCCCGGCCUCUGGUAGAAGGUGAGGAGGCAGAGGACUUGCAGGAUGAUCCCUCUGUCACGGUGGGCCGGGUGAGCAGCUGCCGGGUGCUGCUGCUGGGCGGCAUCUCGGGGCUGUGCCUCGGAGUCUGGGGCGGCUACGAGCCCAUCCUCGGCGACUAUUUCCACCGUGUCCUGGGCCCCAUUAGCCAGACGCUCACUGGCUUCCUCAUGUCGCUGUCGGCGGUGCCCUCGACCUUCGUCACCAUGGCGGUGCCGUUCAUCGCGGAGAGGCUGGGACCCCAGGUGCCCAUCACCGCAGGGCUUUUGAUCUAUGGCACGGGCUGCGCGCUGCUGGGCAGCGCGUCCGUGCUGCCGCCCUGGCCGGCGGUGAUCAGCGGCUUGCUGCUGGUAGGCUCGGGCUGGGCGCUGUGCUGGACUCCGGUGCUGCCCACCAUGGUGGAGACGGCCGCAGCGCGGCUCCGCCAGUCCAGCGGCACUUCAAUCGAGGUGGCGCGACACCAAGUAUCGCCCCCUGUGAGCUCGCUCUUCAACGCGGCGGCGGCGCUGGGGGAGGCCUUGGGCCCCACGCUGGGCACCGCGCUGCUGGCCGGCGCGGGCUUUCAGGAGGGUAGCUUGUUCCUGGCCAUCUUCCUCACGAUUUAUGCCGCGGCCACCCACGCCACCCACCGCCUCCUGGCGCCGGAUGGGACGGGCGGGCUGCCAGCUCCUGGGCCUUUUGUUAUUGAGCCCACAAGUGGAAAGAGGGCAGCGCCUCCUCAAUUUUGUGACACCCCCUUCUCGUCCUCCUAA